Molecule: messenger RNA, 2572 nt
Organism: Diospyros lotus (date-plum)
Lineage: Eukaryota; Viridiplantae; Streptophyta; Magnoliopsida; Ericales; Ebenaceae
Product: cellulose synthase A catalytic subunit 7 [UDP-forming]-like
Exons: 8
Coding region: 284-2482 (732 amino acids)
Biological process (GO): cellulose biosynthetic process; plant-type primary cell wall biogenesis
Cellular component (GO): plasma membrane; trans-Golgi network
Molecular function (GO): cellulose synthase (UDP-forming) activity; mannan synthase activity
Source: RefSeq, a predicted model, not a curated record
GAAGAGGUUAAAGCAGUGAGCAGGGGAAGAGAAGUGGCGCGCCUGCCACAGAACACGUGGCGCUCUUCUAUUGGCCAUAUGAGAAAAAUUGGAGGAGGGGAAGGAAGAGAAGGGGCGCUCCCGCCACAGGACAGGUGGCGCGCCCUACUGGCCCGGUCCAAGUGUGGGACCUGUGCACCGGGUCCAUCAUAGAGUUUUCCUCACUAUGAAAAUACUGUAACCAUUGCUGGUCAAUAAGCGUUCUCUUUGUUCUUCCAAUCUCUGUCUGAAACGGAGAGAAGCAAUGGAAAACACUUCUCCUCUACAUCUCUGUCGUGUCCAGAAAUCAUUUCUCAUCAACAGAUCACAUAUGCUCCUCCAUUCCUUAGCUUUGAUGAGCUUGAUUUAUUAUAGAUCUUCAUUUUUCUUCCAACAAACCAAAACUGGUCAGACGCCCCUUACGCCAUGGCUUUUGGUCUUUGCUGCUGAACUGAUGCUGUCUUGUUUUUGGAUCGUUUCCCAAGCUUUUCUAUGGCGCCCAGUUUCACGAUCUGUAUUUCCUGAUAAGCUACCGAAAGACAAAGAACUUCCUGCAAUUGAUGUGUUCAUAUGCACUGCAGAUCCAAAUAAAGAACCCACUGUGGAUGUGAUGAACACUGUUAUAUCCGCCAUGGCACUGGACUACCCCCCAGAUAAGCUUUAUGUUUAUCUUUCAGACGAUGGUGGUUCUUCUAUGACUUUGCGUGCUAUGCAGGAAGCUUGGAGAUUUGCAAAGUGGUGGUUACCCUUUUGUAGGAGACAUGGAAUCAAAACGUUAUGCCCAGAGGCUUAUUUUUCCGAAGUAGAGGAAAAGCAAGAGAAUUCUCACAAUGAUUUCCUGGCCGAGGAGGAGAAAGUUAAGGAAAAAUAUGAGAACUUCAAGGAGCGGUUGACAAGGAUCAGAGAAAACACAUGGCUGACGAUCAAUCGAGAUCACCCUCCUAUUGUUGAGGUGAUAAAUGAAACAUCCAUCAACGAAGAAGGUGCAGAAAGGGCUGGGAUGCCUCUCCUUGUUUAUGUCUCCCGUGAGAAAAGGCCUUCACAUCCACAUAAUUUCAAGGCUGGAUCUCUUAAUGCUCUUCUUCGAGUCUCUGCUAUCAUGAGUAAUUCUCCUUAUAUACUAGCGUUGGACUGCGACAUGUACUGCAACGACCCAACAUCAGCCCGCCAGGCAAUGUGUUUCCACCUUGAUCCUGAGAUAUCUCCUUCGCUAGCUUUUGUUCAAUUUCCACAGAAAUAUCAUAACAUUGGCAAGGAUGAUAUCUACGAUAGCCAACUGAGAAUGUAUUUCAAGGUACAAUAUCAAGGUGUGGAUGGGAUUCAAGGACCCGUUUUAUCUGGUACAGGCUUUUACAUAAAGAGAGAGGCACUGUUGAAUCCCAAGAAAGAGGAUGUCGACGUCAUGGAACUUAAACAUUCUUUCGGGCUAUCCAAUGAAUUUACCAAAUCCUUAGGCCGGCAUUACAAGCCCCAUCAGGGGGAGGUUGUGAGUGCAAUAAUGCUCGAGGAAAUCCAAUUUUUAGCAUCUUGUGCCUAUGAAAAUGAAACGAAAUGGGGCAGAGAGGUUGGUUUCUUGUAUUUUACAAUAGCAGAAGACUAUUUUACAGGGUUUGUCAACUUACACGGCAAUGGUUGGAAAUCUGUUUACUGUGAUCCCGCAAGGCCUUCCUUUUUAGGUUCUGCCACUACAAAUCUAAAUGAUGUCUUGGUUCAAAAUGCAAAAUGGAGUUCUAGUUUGGUUGAAGUUGUAAUCUCAAGGUUCUGUCCUCUUUUCUAUACCCCAGAGAAAAUAUCUGCUCUUCAGAGAGUGUGCUACGCAGUAAUAAUUUACCCUUUGUGUUUCUUGCCAAUGUGGUGCUUAGCGACCAUCCCUCAGCUGUGUCUACUUAAUGGCAUUCGUUUGUAUCCAGAGGUUUCAGAUUGGUUUUUCUGUGUGUUUUCUUUCAUCUUUCUCUCCUCACAAUUGAAGCACAUACAAGAGGUCCUAUCAACUGGAGAUCCAAUUUGGACAUGGAGAAAUGAACAGAUGAUGUGGAUGAUAAAAAAUGUUACAUGUCAUACAUAUGGAAGCUUUGACGCCAUUAUGAAGAAAAUUGGUUUCAGGGAGGCCAAUUUUCCACCCACGAAUAAAGUGGUUGAUGAGGAGCAACUUAAGCUAUACCAAAUGGGUAAAAUUGAUUUCCAAACUUCAAUCGUAUUCCUUGCUCCUAUGGUUAGCUUAGUCCUUUUAAACCUAGCAUCCUUCGUUGGAGGCCUCACUAGGGCGGUUGUGGCCGGAAAUUUCAGUGAAAUGUUCGUACAGAUUGUGUUGUCAUUUUUUAUUGUGGUCAUGAACUACUCGGUUGUUGAAGGGAUGAUACUGAGGAAGGACAAAGGUCGCAUUCCCUCUUCUGUCACUAUCUUGUCAGCUCUGAUUUCCAUAGUUUUUAUAUCUUUGGGAUCUUUUUUUUUCAUGUAUAUGUGAGAUGAUGAUGUAUUGUUCAUUGCUUUGAAGGAAUUGAUUUAUGGUGAAGGGCAUUCACCAAAUAAAAAGGGUCUUAUUUUGUGUUUAUAA